CUUCUCUCAGUUUCCUUCCUCAGCUUUAGGGUUUCUCUUCGUUUCGGCUCAGUCCCAGAAUCAAGAUCACAAGGCGUCGAUAUGCCGUCCCACAAGUCGUUCAUGAUCAAGAAGAAGCUGGGGAAGAAAAUGAGGCAGAACAGGCCAAUUCCUCACUGGAUUCGUCUCCGCACUGACAAUACCAUCAGGUACAACGCUAAGCGUAGGCACUGGCGCAGAACCAAGCUUGGAUUCUAAGAGGUCUACUUUUGGCUUGUUUGUGUAAGCUUUGUUCUUUCAAAGACUUGUUUCAAACUUGUAGUGUUUCUUCUCAGUUUUGGUUGUGACGAUUACAUUGACACAUUUGUGUAAGACGAUUUUAAUCAUUUAUCUUCAAAUUUCCGUCCAAGAGUACUUAA
Eutrema salsugineum is the source of this 398-nucleotide messenger RNA. RefSeq names its product 60S ribosomal protein L39-1. Gene Ontology annotation, molecular function: structural constituent of ribosome. Lineage: Eukaryota; Viridiplantae; Streptophyta; Magnoliopsida; Brassicales; Brassicaceae. Bases 82 to 237 code for a protein of 51 amino acids. The record is from RefSeq and is a predicted model, not a curated record. Gene Ontology annotation, biological process: translation. The transcript is spliced from 3 exons. Gene Ontology annotation, cellular component: ribosome; cytosolic large ribosomal subunit.